Molecule: messenger RNA, 2357 nt
Organism: Gastrolobium bilobum
Lineage: Eukaryota; Viridiplantae; Streptophyta; Magnoliopsida; Fabales; Fabaceae
Exons: 4
Coding region: 140-1846 (568 amino acids)
Biological process (GO): interstrand cross-link repair; protection from non-homologous end joining at telomere; double-strand break repair via nonhomologous end joining
Molecular function (GO): 5'-3' DNA exonuclease activity; damaged DNA binding
Source: RefSeq, a predicted model, not a curated record
UUUGGAGUUUUCUUUCCCUCCAUGGCGGUGAGAGGAAUUUGUAUUCGUCAAUUUCGUUCGUUAAUUGAUUCAAUCCCUAACCAAAACCACAUUUCGGGGUUGAUGAUGAUAACGAUAGUUAAGAGUAAGAGAAGAGAAGAUGCCGAUCGAAAUGCCGAAGGGACUACCUUUCUCGGUGGACACAUGGAGUCCAUCAUCGAAGAGUACUAAGAGGCACCAUUUCCUCACACAUGCCCACAAAGACCAUUCCUCUUCCAUCACUUCCCAUUCUUCUUUCCCAAUUUACUCUACACUUCUCACCAAAACCCUAAUCCUUCAACAAUUCCCCCAGCUUGAUGCUUCCUUGUUUCUGGGAAUUGAGGUUGGUCAAUCCUUGAUCAUCGAUGAUCCUGCUGGGGACUUCACUGUCACCGCUUUCGACGCCAAUCACUGCCCUGGUAUUUUUUCAUUAGUUAUAAUUUAUUUCAAUGAAUUAUUCAAUUUUUGGGCUGUGAUGUUCUUGUUUGAAGGCAAAUUUGGUGACAUUCUGCACACAGGAGAUUGCAGGCUCACUCCUGAGUGUCUGAACAACUUACCUUAUAAGUUUGUUGGGAAGAAGGGAAAAAAGCCACGCUGUCCUCUUGAUUGUGUUUUCUUGGAUUGUACUUUUGGUAAUUUCUCUCAGGGGAUGCCUAGCAAGCAAUCCUCUAUUCAACAGGUUGUUAAUUGUAUAUGGAAGCAUCCUGAUGCAUCAACAGUGUAUCUAACCUGCGAUGUGCUGGGUCAGGAAGAGAUCCUUGUUAAUGUGUCCCAAACAUUUGGAUCCAAGGUAUAUGUUGAUAAAGCCAAAAAUCUAGAAUGUUACAAGAACCUAGCACUUACCGUGCCUGAAAUCCUUUGUGAAGAUCCAUCUUCUCGUUUCCAUUUGUUUGAUGGAUCUCCAAGACUAUAUGAAAGAGCACAAGCGAAGCUGGUUGAGGCCAAGGCAACUCUCCAACCUCAGCCUCUCAUUGUCCGUCCUUCUGCACAGUGGUAUGCUUGUGAAGAAGAGUUCUCAGAUAUUAAAAACACUAGAAAAAAGAGGAUGAAUGAAGCAAUUAAGGAUCCGUUUGGUGUUUGGCAUGUCUGUUACUCAAUGCACUCAUCCAAGGAAGAAUUGGAAUGGGCACUUCAACUUCUUGCACCUAGGUGGGUUGUUUCAACAACCCCUAGCAGCUGCAGGGCUAUGGAGCUGGAUUAUGUUAAGAAACACUGUUUUAACACUAAAUUAGCACUCAAUAACUCUAUGUGGAAGCUUCUGGAUAUGACUGCGGAAACUUCUGAUGAUGUUGAUGCAUUGGUCAAAUCUGUAAGCUGUUAUCCUGUGCUUGAAGGUACCCCUCAGUCUUGUGCACAAACUAAAUCACCAGUCAAACAGUCCACGGACGCUAAAGCAACAGAAGAAUUGUCUCUUCCAGGCAAAAGCUUUCCUGUCACAUUAUUUGGAAGAGCAAGGCUCAGUCUCCAAGAUGUUGGUUUUUCUCGAGGAGGGUGUAAUAUUUUGCCUGUUGAUGUCCCUCCUCAAACGGUUUCGAGUGAUGGGCGACAAGAAUUCUUGGACUUCGUGGAGGAUACUGAAGUGAAAUGCGAGAGGUCACCCGAAGGAAAGGAAGAUUUACAUAUAGUGAAGAAGUAUCAGCAAUCUGAGGUUCAGGAAGACACAAGAGUUCAUAAGAGUGCCUCUUAUUUAAAUGUUGGAUCUUCAGGUUUGAGUGAAAGUGUCAGAAAGUUGUACAGGUCAAUGAAUGUUCCUGUGCCGCAACCUCUUCCUUCCUUAGUGGAUCUUAUGAAUUCCAAUAAACGUGCCAAGAGGGGAUUUGAUUAUUAAUCUUGCUUUUCUUCAGUUAGAUUUGAUUCUUAAGAUUUUACAAGAAUUUAUUUUACCUUACUCUUUUUCAAACUACCAUCUAUGUUGCAAGAGUAUUUGACAAGCAGCAGCAAUGUGGAAGGGAAGAAUUUGCAGAAGCACUGUAGAAGUGUUGCCAACUGUAACAAGUUAUAGUCGUUCUUUUCUCUUUGAAUAAGAGAUGCAUCAAAAGAUGCUUCAUACGAAGGAAUUAGAAUGUUGAAGAGCUCUAUGGUAUUAUGGCAAUUCAAAUAAUUGUUUCUAAAGUACUGCAUAUAAACACCAGGUUGAGGCCUGACAGAGCAGCGAAGUCAAAUGGCAAGCUUUAAAAGCCAUAGAAGCGGUCCGUAGCUAAACUCAGCAUUGUUGUAUUUCUGCUUUCUUUCUUGAUUAACUGUCGCAUGGUUCAGGUGCUUCAAUGAAUCAAUUGUGCAAUUUGAGUGAAGAGAUUCAUUCUACUGUUUUGACAUGGACAAUAAGCUGUAUUGCAGCA